AUGGAAAAAUCGAGUCCUUACAUACAAAGAGUUAGAGAUCUUUACCAAGUAGCUUUUAAUACAUUACGAAGGCGCCAAAAAUAUAGAAGAUUUUAUGAUAAAACAUGGAGUGUAUAUAUUGCAGGUUUCAUUCAAUACACACAAAUCGAUAUUCAACAUAUUAUUGAUGAUUUGAAUAUUAAAUAUUGUUUUAUCCAAACAAUAAUCGACCUUCAAAUUACGCGUAUGUAUAUUUUGAUAAUGAUGAGAUUGCAGGGGGAAACUAUUGCUUACGAAAAUCAAGAAUUGACAUACAUGUGUAAGAAUCCUAACAAACUCAGUAACUAUGCUGAAGCAGUGAAAGGUGGUCAGCAACAUUUGCGCAAGGGAUUUAAUAAGGACUUUCGUCCUUGGAUCAAAUGUCAUGUGAUAAAAGAGUCCGAAGUAGUAUUGAAAAAAGAUCAAGAUAUAUUAAAAGAAGACAAAUACUAA
Molecule: messenger RNA, 471 nt
Organism: Rhizophagus irregularis DAOM 181602=DAOM 197198
Lineage: Eukaryota; Fungi; Glomeromycota; Glomeromycetes; Glomerales; Glomeraceae
Source: RefSeq, a predicted model, not a curated record